AUGUCGGGCAUGUUUGGGACACCAGGCGUCAGCAAGAAGCCCUCGCCGUACUCCGCGUCGCGGCACCACCCCUCGACGACCCCCUCUCGCCAACAACCAUCGCAACUCUCGUCCGACCAACAGCAGGAGGUGCGCGAGGCGUUCGAGCUGUUCGAUCUCGACAAGGACCAGAAACUCGACUAUCACGAGUUCAAGGUCGCGCUCAGAGCGCUCGGGUUCGACUUGAAGAAGGCGGAGGUGUUGAAGCUGAUGAGGGAGCACAACCACGACGAGGGGGGCAGCGGGAGCUUGACGAUCGGCCUGAGCGGGUUCAUGGGCAUCGCCGAGCAAUUGAUCUUGGCACGGGAUCCACUGGACGAGAUUCGACGCGCGUUCAAGCUCUUCGACACGGAGGGGACAGGUCGAAUCUCUUUGCGGGACUUGAAGAAGGUCGCGCGAGAACUUGGCGAGAACCUCGAGGAGGACGAGCUCAAAGCGAUGAUUGACGAGUUCGACCUGGAUAUGGACGGCGCCAUUUCGGAGCAGGAGUUUAUCAAGAUCAUGUCGGACGAUGUCUGA
Molecule: messenger RNA, 558 nt
Organism: Rhodotorula toruloides NP11
Lineage: Eukaryota; Fungi; Basidiomycota; Microbotryomycetes; Sporidiobolales; Sporidiobolaceae
Product: centrin 3
Exons: 4
Coding region: 1-558 (185 amino acids)
Biological process (GO): spindle pole body duplication
Cellular component (GO): mitotic spindle pole body; half bridge of spindle pole body
Molecular function (GO): microtubule binding; calcium ion binding
Source: RefSeq, a predicted model, not a curated record